ACCCGCCGAAGUGCUCCGCCGGGACACGGGCGCUCGAGCAUUGGCUUCUCCACUAACCCCCACCACAAUGGCUGUGUUUGGACACGUAUUCCCCUUCUAUGCUGACCCCAAGCCAACCUUCCCAAUGGACACCGCCCUGGCAGUCAUCAUCACUAUCUUUCUGACUGCACUAGUCACCUUUAUCAUCAUCCUGCCUGGCAUUCGGGGCAAGACGAGGCUGUUCUGGCUGCUGCGGGUGGUGACCAGCUUAUUCAUCGGGGCUGUGAUCCUGGCCGUGACUUUCAGUUCUGAGUGGUCUGUAGGCCAGGUCAGCACCAACACAACAUACAAAGCCUUCAGUCCCGAGUGGAUCAGCGCUGACAUUGGGCUGCAAGUCGGGCUAGGAGGAGUCAACAUCACACUCACAGGGACCCCAGUGCAGCAACUGAAUGAGACCAUCAAUUACAAUGAGAAGUUCACCUGGCGCUUGGGUGAGAACUAUGCUGAGGAGUAUGCAAAGGCACUGGAGAGGGGGCUGCCAGAUCCUGUGCUCUACCUUGCUGAGAAGUUCACUCCUCGCAGCCCAUGUGGCCUGUACCACCGGUACCGCCUGGCAGGACACUAUGCUUCAGCCAUGCUGUGGGUGGCAUUUCUCUGCUGGCUACUGACCAAUGUGAUGCUGUCCAUGCCUGUGCUGCUAUAUGGUGGGCACAUGCUGCUGGCCACAGGCAUCUUCCAGCUGUUGGCCCUGCUCUUCUUCUCCACGGUCACAUCACUCACCCCACCUUGUCCCAUGCACCUGGGCACUGCUGUGCUGCAUACUCACCACGGGCCUGCAUUCUGGAUCACACUGACCACAGGACUGCUGUGUGUGCUGCUGGGCCUGGUCAUGGCAGUGGCUCAUAGGAUGCAGCCCCACAGGCUGAAGGUUUUCUUCAACCAGAGUGCAGAGGAGGACCACAUGCUGGAAUGGAGUCCUGAGGAAGGAGGGCUCCUGAGCCCCCGCUACAGGUCCAUGGCAGAGAGUCCUGAGCCCCAGGACAUUCCUCUGUCAGAGGCUUCCUCUGAGGCAUGCUGUAAGGAGGAGCACCCUGGAGAGACUAACUGUGCCUUAUAAGUCUCCUCUUCCCUGGCGGCCACCUGGAUUUCCAACCUGGCUCCAGACCUCAUUGGUGCCUCACAAAAUCACAGAACUGUUGUCAGGGUGGAUUCUGUCAGGUCCCCAGCUCCCAUCUGCAGGUGGAGUGGGAAAGGAUGCCUGUACCUAUUGAUGUUUUUGUUUUUUUUUUUAAAUGAAACAAAAAAGUCCUAAGGCGCUGAAGAGAUGUUGGGCCCAUAAACACUGUUGCCAUGGUAAGACCAAUCAGGGGCAGCUCCUAUUUCUGCUCAGCCUUUCCUGGAUGAUUUGCCUCGUGAAGUUGCCAUUAAUUGCAACCCAACGUCACUCAUAAGGAAUGUGUGGGGAGGGACAGGAGUUAUAGUGUCAUUCUCCUAGGGACCCUUCACUCUUGUUUCCUCUUAUUUUUUUUUCUGGGCCCCCUUUGUUCUUCUUUUACUUUCUUGGCUUGUGUGGCCCCUUGAUCUGUAUUGGAAAGAAGAGGCCAAACAUCUUAUCCCACUUCUAAUAUUAACCAGCUGUGCCACUUUCUUUUUGAGCUUCAGUUCUCAAAUAUACUAAGUGAGAUUGUAGGGUUUACUGAGGACCUUAAAAAAAAAAAACAGUCCCAGGGGACUGAGGUUGUGGCUUCGUGUGAGGUGCUGGGUUAGAUGCUCAGCACCAC
Messenger RNA from Ictidomys tridecemlineatus (thirteen-lined ground squirrel), 1760 nucleotides. RefSeq names its product dual oxidase maturation factor 1 (gene Duoxa1). Lineage: Eukaryota; Metazoa; Chordata; Mammalia; Rodentia; Sciuridae. Gene Ontology annotation, biological process: protein transport. The record is from RefSeq and is a predicted model, not a curated record. Gene Ontology annotation, cellular component: endoplasmic reticulum membrane.